UCUCUUUCUCGUUCUGUUUGCAGUUGCAGUUUAUGGGUUGAGGCGAUACAGGACACUCUUCAAAUUAUGCAAGUUACGAAGUACUUUCCCAACUCUCUGUGCAGGCACACUGAUAGAUGUGUCGUCCUGGGCACGACGCAAAACUGCCCCCCAACCCAAGGUGUGGUGCGACCCGUGCCGAGGGGUGCGUGGCACAGGGGAGCUGUGCCUCGAACGGGGCCUCUGGGAUACCGGGCGCCCUCCCAGAGUAUCCAGCCUAGCCCGGGCAAGCGGGGCUCUGUCCGGGUGGUCCACACUUUCCUCAGCUUCUCGUGGGAUCAUAGAGAAAAAAUCUGAAGUUAGCUCCGAGCGAGCAGAUACCGAAGAUUCCAGGGGACCUCUCUGUGAGGCGACCCGGGAUUCAGAACAGACUGAAUGCGAACUAGGCACCAGGGGACCUCGAAGUGAGGUGACCCCGGGCCUCGUAGGUGAUAAAGGUGCGGUUGCAGAGGGAGAUUCUUCUAAACUCGCAACGGGAGGGACCUCAGCUGCUGUACCUGGUGCUGGGGAAACCGACAAAUCCGAAAACAGCUCUGAAAGAGCUGCCCGGAGAAGGGACAACAGUGUUGCAGAGGAGGGCAGCUCGAACCUCGCAGAAAAAUCGGUGCCAAGUGUGUCUGCCAUAGAGACUGUAGAUAUGACUUCAACAGAGAAGUCUGUGAAUGUUUUUGGGGAACGACACAUAACUGAGCUUGUGAAGAUGGAGAAAAUGUUAGUAUCGGGAGAUGAGAAUUCUGAGGGGAUGAAAGAACUGGAAGAGGAACAAGAAUGUGAGGCAACAUGGGAGAGAGUAGUACCCAAAACUGUACCAAAGGAAUGGAAACCAGAGGAAGACAUCCAAAGUCCUGAAAUAAGUUGUGGUAAUAUUAAAAAAUUAAAAACUAAUGCUGACAAUGAGGAAGCACCUGUUCAGCAAAAACACAACUUGAAAGAAGUGGAAUCAGGUCUAAUUAUUAAUGCUGACAACUCUGUAACUGAAGAGGUCAACGAAAAUGGAACUGGGGAUUCGGAGGAAAGAGACACGUCUGGACUUUCCGUAGAAGAGGCAAUGGAUACAUCAGGACAAGCUGAGAAUUCUGGAGGGGUGGGAGAAGAACAGAAAGAGGAACAAAAUGGUGAGGUUCCUGAAGCGGAAGAUGAAUCUGAUGCAUCUAUGAGGAUGGAUACUGAAGUGGCGGAAACAGAUAUCAGCCAAGAGCAACCCAAAAAGAAGCGUAUGUCGGGUGCACAGAAGCGAAAAAUGAGAAUAAUGGAAGCCUUGUUGGUAGGGGGGAGAGUGCUAUCUAAAGCUGAACGAAAGAAGCGAAAACUGGUAGAAGAAACCCAAAAGUCUGAAACAAGUAAUGAAGUUGCCAAAACCAAGAAAACUGUCGCUGAUAGUAAGGGAGUUGAUAAAAAAUUGGAAAGUAACACCGAUGAAGUUAAGCAAAAAUGCAAAUUGAAAGAAGCGAAUUUGGACGAUACCACAACUACCAGUGAAUCUGACAGGAUGACUGUGGCUGUUGUACCCAAGGGCUUUCCAGACAUCAAGAUGACAGAGGAACAGGCAGAGAUGCUGGGAACUGCACUUGUGGAGAGGAUUAAUCCGUCAGACAAGGGAGAACCAAUCCAGUUUUCUGCCAUGCAGUACGAGAAUGGGGGCUUAGCAUUCACUUGUGCCAACAGGACGACUAAAGCGUGGCUAUGCAGUACUGUAUCAAAGAUCGACCCGUGGCCGGGUGCCAAGUUGGAAGUCGCACAGGCGGAGACCACAUUGAAGGGUACCAAGUUUGUACUGUGGGUGAUAAAGGGGAUGAAUAAGAGAAGUAACCAGCAGAUUCUGGACUUUCUUCAGAAGCAAAAUGCAGACAUAUCCACUACCGAGUGGAAAAUCAUCAAGAGAGUAACAGAGACAGACAAAAGGAUACGGCUGACUCUUUGGGUUGAUGACAAAUCUUCUGAGGACUUGAAGGCACGCAAUUUCAAAGUAUUCCUCGGUAUAACUCGAGCUAGAUUCAUUCGGAUGUCAGAAUGGAAGAAGCUGAUGGAAAAUGUCAGAUCAAAGAAGCAGGGUAAGGUGCAACCUGCGGACCAGAAUCAGUCGCGACUGCCUGCGAAUUACAAACCACACCAACCUGAGCACACACACCCAAAUCGAGUCUCAGAACAGCCCCACAAUCGUGGUUUUGGCAGAUCAGAACGAUUACAAUCACGAGGAAGAGAUAGAACACAACACAAGGAGCGCAGAUACACCACAGAACAAAUUGAGGAAGAAACUUUCUCAACUUCAGACCGUCAAGAGACUCGUGCUUCAGGCAACAGAGACCUUCGUGCCUCAGACCAUUGGGAGCGCCGUGCUUCGGGGAGUCGAGAACGCCGUGCUUCGGGGAGUCUGGAGCGUCGUGCUUCAGGGAGUCGGGAGCUUCGUGCUUCGCGCAGUCGGGACCGUCGUGCUUCACGCAGUCGGGACCGUCGUGCUUCGCGCAGUCGGGAGCGUUGUGCUUCGCGCAGUUGGGAGCGUCGUGCUUCGCACAGUCGGGAGCAUCGUGCUUCGAGGAGUCGGGAGUGUCGUGCUUCGGGGAGUGGGGAGCGUCGUGGUUCUCGCUGUCGGAAGCAUCGUGCUUCAGACCUCCGCGAGUAUCUGGCCACACUGCACCGCGAGCACGAGUAUCGGGCCUCACCGCAUCGUGAGCGUGGGUAUCGGGCUUCAACACACCGGGAGCCUAGUGCUUCACCCCUUCGAGAGUUGAUAGAGACAGAUUACGGAGUCCCAGAUUCUCCGCAGCUAAGUGAGAUGAGGUAUACUGUUUCAGAUCUGGCAUCAUCUCACAGUUCGAUAUACUUCUUGUCGCACCAGGAUCAGUGUGAGAACCGAAGGUUCAUAGACUCAGUUCUAUCACCAUCCUGUGCCUCUAGAAUCAGUGACCUGGAUAAGUCUCUUUUAAUGUCUGAUCUUGAAUCUAUAGUCCUGACUUCACAACGCCCCCGUGAACGUGGGGUUAGCACUUCAGAACUGUCACAGUCACGAGAAGCUAGUUACAUUGUAUCAGACCGUGCACGGCGUAGGGAGCCUAUAUACACCUCAGAUGAAUCCGAAGAAGACGAGUUCUUUACUGAAGAUCGCAGGCAGUCAUUUAAGACAUGUUACGAAGCCCCAGAUCCUCCUCUGAUUACCGAGACGAGUUACACGGGUUCAGAUUGGACACAGUCUCGCAAUUCCAGGCACUUGUCUCCCAAACAGAAGAUGCCUAAGGACCGAAGGUCCAGAGGCUCAGAUAAACCGUCACCCCGUGUCUCUAGAUUCAGCAAAUUGCAUGAGCCUGCUGCAAAAACUGUCUCACUACGGAGUGUCAUAUCUAGAUAUCUGGAUUCAGAGCAGCCCCAUGAGCACGGGUUUGUCACAACAAAACUAUCACAUUUGCAAGAUGUCAGGUCUGCCAUAUCGGACCGUGUGCGGGAAAACAGGUACCUAACUUCGGACCUUCGACAGCGUCUCGAGACAGGUCCUAGGGCUCCAGAUCCCCCUCAGAUCCGUGGGUUGAGGUAUAAGGCUUCAGAUCUGGCACCAUCUCUUAAUUCCAAAUAUGUGACUCCAAACCAGGAUAAACCUGAGAGCCCAGUGUUCAGAGGUUCGGGUCUGCCACUGUCCCGUGUCUCCAGAUUCGGUGACCUAGACAAAUGUCUUACAGAAUCUUCAAUAGAUGUCGAGUCUGAAUUCCUGCCCUCACAGCAGCUACCUGAGCGUGUGUUCAGCACACCGGGAAGGUCACAGUUGCGAAAAGCUAGUUACGUCAUAUCGGAUCUAGCACAGCAUAGGGAGCCUGUACGCACCUCGGAUCGAACACAGGAAAACAAGUACUUUACUUCAGGUCACAAGCUGUCUUUUGAGACAGGUUAUGGAUCCCCAGAUCCUCCUCAGCUUAGUGAUAUGAUGUAUACCACUUCAGAUCGUGUGCUGUCUCUCGAUUCCAAAUCGUCAACUCCGAACCAAGAUGAGUCUCGUGGCUCCAGGUAUGUGGCUCCAAAGCAGAAUCAGUCCGAUAACCCGAGGUUCAGAAGCACGAAUAAACUGUCAUCUUGUGUCUCUAGAUUCAGCAAAGUGGAUGAGCCUCCUACAGAAAUUUCCACAGUACUGAAUGUCACGUCUACAUCUUUGGCUUCAGAACAGCCUCAUGAGCGUAGGUUCGUCACAUCGGAACUGUCACAGUUGCGAGACACUAGUUCCAUCGUAUCAGACCGAGCACAGAGAGGUUCGGAUCACCCUACACCGCGUGACUCCAGAUUCAGAAACUUCGACAAGCUGGCUUUCCAGGAACUGAAGUUAAGAGGUCCAGAUCACAUUCAGGCCAGAAAAGGUGGAUUUAUGGAAUGAGGCCCUCUGUACUCCCUCGAAUCUGGAUCCAAAUUGUCAGAUCCCCAGAAGUUCAGAGAACUUGAUAAAACAGUUUUUGGCGUGACACAUUACCGAAAAACCAUAUUUUCAGGUCCAGAUUUUUCAUCCGAGCAGUAGAGGUUAUCUUACAUGAGGUGGACACUAAUUUCUGGGGGCCUUCAGAGAGUAGUAGGAUCGAUUGUUAAAUAUUCCACAGUUGUCGUAGCUCUUCAUUGGUAGUUGCAGAUAGUGGCUUUAGUUUGCAGUAUCUAACAUUCCAAAUUGAGGGGGCCGUUUGUUGAAUAAUAUUAAAAUAAUUUUAGUGUUAAGUUAUAUGCACUGUCUAGCACUGAGCUUACUCAUAAAUUUUCAUGAGCAUCAAAUUUGCCUAUGCUGUAAAAUUGUUAGAAAUGAACUUUGAAUUCAAUUUAGAAUUGUUUUGUUUCAUAUGAGUUCCUGUUGGUGAGUUACUUGUGCACAGGUCUGUCCAUUUGUUUGCUGUUAAUUGCAAAUGCCUUCAAACAGGUUAAUGACAUGUUUUAUGUUAUAUUCAUCAGAAACAUUUGUAUGUGUAACUCAUUUUGUUGCUGGUUUGUGUAGUUUAAUGAAAGGAGUAAAUUUAAGGAAGUAUGUUACAUUUUGUACACACUGAGUGAGAAGAGCAACAUACGGUCACCACCACCGUUGUCGGCAUUGUCAACCUUUAAUAUUGAGUUUGAUGUUAAGAGCAUUUUUUAAAAGAAAAUAGCUGAAACAGACUGUGGUUGCAAGAUGUUUGUGAAUGUAUUUUCUUCGUGUGAACAUUUUUGUCGUUCAAAAAUAUGUACUUUGCAAUUUUUUAUGCCACAUUAAAUUACGAAAGAAAUGUUUAUGAAUAAAUAACAAAUGUCAAAUAAACAAAUUA
Schistocerca gregaria is the source of this 5294-nucleotide messenger RNA. RefSeq lists its product as uncharacterized. Lineage: Eukaryota; Metazoa; Arthropoda; Insecta; Orthoptera; Acrididae. The transcript has a single exon. The record is from RefSeq and is a predicted model, not a curated record. The coding region runs from base 677 to 4390 and encodes 1237 amino acids.